This is a messenger RNA of Trichoplusia ni (cabbage looper), 998 nucleotides long. It is a transcript of the gene sni, whose product is annotated as C-factor. The record is from RefSeq and is a predicted model, not a curated record. Lineage: Eukaryota; Metazoa; Arthropoda; Insecta; Lepidoptera; Noctuidae. Bases 176 to 910 code for a protein of 244 amino acids. The transcript has 5 exons.
ACGGUUUUAACAAAAUAUUUAUCCUUACUAAAUUACUGAAGAUUGUCAUUUUGACGUAAAUGUGUCAAAGACAAGAGAGAAUAAUACACACUGAGCGAUAGGGGUUGUAAAUUAAUGAUAACUUUCAACAAAUGUCAGUGUAUUAUAUUUGAGCGAGUUCAGUUCACUUGUCAAGAUGAAGACCGUGCUGAUCACCGGCGCUAAUAGAGGCCUCGGCCUUGGAAUGGUGAAAUAUCUUACUAAGCAGAACAAAGCGCAGAAUAUUAUAGCGACGUGCCGAACCGUGUCGGAGGAGCUCAAAACAUUGUCAGCUGAAAACAAAAAUCUGGCUAUUUUGAACUUAGAUGUGACGAAUACGGCAAGUUUUGGCGAAAUAUCUACGCAAAUAUCCAAAAUAGUUGGUGAUAAGGGUUUAAACUUGUUAAUCAACAAUGCAGGCGUUACCACCAAAUUCACAAAGUUGGCGCUCGUGAAGACUGAACAGCUGUUGGAAAAUCUCACUGUUAACACCAUAGCUCCAAUUAUGCUUACAAAGUCCCUGCUUCCACUCCUCAAGCAAGCGGCGGAAGUCAACAGUGACAAACCAAUGGGUAGCCAACGCGCCGUCAUCAUCAACAUGAGCUCCGUACUCGGAUCCAUCGCUCAGAACGAUCAAGGAGGAUUUUACCCUUACCGUUGCUCUAAGGCGGCAUUGAACGCAGCUACCAAGUCCAUGAGCGUAGAUUUGAAAAAAGAUAAUAUUCUAGUCGCCUCCCUGCACCCAGGGUGGGUGAAGACGGACAUGGGCGGUAAAAACGCACCGCUAGAUGUCGACACCAGUGUCUCCGGAAUAUUCAAUACCAUUAAUAAACUCGGCGAAGGGGACACGGGUAAAUUCCUGAAUUACGAUGGCACACAAUUGCCAUGGUGAUUUACUUAUUGCUUAAUAGUAGAUAGAACGAUACAUUUAAAAAUGGUUUAGCACGCAAGUACAAAUUAAAUUAUUUUUUCAUACUGAA